CGUCCCCUGGGACAGUCAGCGUCGGGGGUCGGGUGUCCGCUUCUGUCUGCGGGGCGGCCGCGGAGAGGGGGGAGUGAAUGAAGUAAUGGAGGCGACGAAUCAGGAAGUGAUCACCUUGGAGAGUAACCUGCCUUGGAUCCGGGCUGUCGCUCCGGGGCGGCACGGCGGCGGCGGUGGGUGCCGGGCGCGGAGCCGCGGCUAAGUUGGGGAGUCAGGGCGGGCGAGUUGCGCGCUUCACCCCAGUUGCCGAGGAACCAGGAAGUGAGCGGGGCUGUUGUCCCCACCGCCUGCCACGCUGUCGGGCCAGAGAGGCCGCCCCUGCCCGCGGCCGGGGGCGCUGGCCGCCCGCCGCCCUCGCACCACACUUCCACACAGCCGCUACUUCCGCAUGGACGACGCGGCCCCGGGCGCUGCCCGCGGACGCUACCCGCCAAAACGCGCCCCGGCCUCCUGCUUCUUCCCACACACGGAGCAGCGCAGGAGUAACGGUCCUGGGACACUUACCCGCUCUGAGGCGGCGGUACACGGGCCCGGCACCUCCCCUGCCCCGGCUAACGGCGGCUGCGGGGACACUAGGCUGCUGCCCUUCCCUCGUGAGUGGAAGCAUCAGUUCAUAGCAGUAAUACACCCUGUACUGAUAAAACAAUUGAAGCUGCUGAAGCCCUGCUGCAUAUGGAAUCUCCUACCUGCUUGAGGGAUUCAAGAAGUCCUGUGGAAGUGUUUGUCCCUCCUUGUGUAUCAACUCCAGAGUUUAUCCAUGCUGCUAUGAGGCCAGAUGUCAUUACAGAGACUGUAGUGGAGGUGUCGACUGAAGAAUCUGAACCUAUGGAUGCCUCUCCUAUCCCUACAUCACCAGACAGCCACGAACCAAUGAAAAAGAAAAAAGUUGGCCGUAAACCAAAGACCCAGCAGUCACCAAUUUCCAAUGGGUCUCCUGAGUUAGGAAUCAAGAAGAAACCCAGAGAAGGAAAAGGAAACACAACCUAUCUGUGGGAGUUUCUUUUAGAUCUACUUCAAGAUAAAAAUACUUGUCCCAGGUAUAUUAAGUGGACUCAGAGAGAAAAGGGCAUAUUCAAACUUGUGGAUUCAAAGGCUGUCUCAAAACUUUGGGGGAAGCAUAAGAACAAACCAGACAUGAACUAUGAAACUAUGGGACGAGCUUUGAGAUACUACUACCAAAGGGGAAUUCUUGCAAAGGUUGAAGGACAGAGGCUUGUCUAUCAGUUCAAAGAUAUGCCCAAAAAUAUAGUGGUCAUAGAUGAUGACAAAAGUGAAACCUGCAGUGAAGACUUGGCCACAGCUGCUGAUGAAAAGUCAUUAGAACGCGUGUCACUGUCUACAGAAAGUCUCCUGAAAGCAGCGACUUCCGUUCGGGGUGGAAAAAACUCAUCUCCUAUAAACUGCUCCAGAGCAGAGAAAGGUGUGGCUAGAGUUGUGAAUAUCACUUCCCCUGGUCAUGAUGCUUCAUCUAGGUCUCCUACUACCACAGCAUCUGUAUCAGCAACAGCAGCUCCAAGGACAGUUCGUGUGGCAAUGCAAGUUCCUGUUGUAAUGACAUCAUUGGGUCAGAAGAUUUCAACUGUGGCAGUUCAGUCAGUCAAUGCAGGAGCACCAUUAAUAACCAGCACUAGUCCAACAACAGCGACCUCCCCAAAGGUAGUCAUUCAGACAAUCCCUACUGUGAUGCCAGCCUCUGCUGAAAACGGAGACAAAAUCACCAUGCAGCCUGCCAAAAUUAUCACCAUCCCUGCUACACAACUUGCACAGUGUCAACUGCAGACAAAGUCAAACCUUACUGGAUCAGGAAGCAUUAACAUUGUUGGAACUCCAUUGGCUGUGAGAGCACUUACCCCUGUUUCAAUAGCCCAUGGUACACCUGUAAUGAGACUAUCAGUGCCUGCUCAACAGGCUUCUGGACAGACUCCUCCUCGAGUUAUCAGUGCAGUCAUAAAAGGGCCAGAGGUUAAAUCGGAAGCAGUGGCAAAAAAGCAGGAACAUGAUGUGAAAACUUUGCAGCUGGUAGAAGAAAAAGCGGCAGAUGGAAACAAAACAGUGACCCAUGUGGUGGUUGUCAGUGCGCCUUCUGCUAUCGCUCUUCCUGUAACUAUGAAAACCGAAGGACUAGUGACGUGCGAAAAGUAAACAGCAGCUCCACCGUGGACCUCAGACUAUUAGUGUAGUACUGGCAUAAAUAUUUGCAAGGGAAGUCAUCAAGAAGUCAGAGGAAGACUUUAAAACAUUUUAAUGUGUAUAAGAAAAUGAUCAGACUUACUGGAAAUAAAUUACCUAUCCCAUGUUUCAGUGGGAAAUGAACUACACAUUGAGAUGCUGACAGAAAACUGCCUCUUACAGUAGGAAUAACAGAACCAUCAGUAAGAAAAAGGAUUGAAAGGGACCAAGCAGCUCACUACAAUAUCAAGUUACACUAAGAGUUGGAACACUAACACUUGUAAGAGGUUACAUAGUUUUCAGUGGGGAGGGGUUGGGGCGGGUGAUCUCAUUGUUACAUAUAGCAAUUUUUGAUGCAUUUUAUAUGCAUACCAGCAAUUAUUACUGUGUUUGCACAGUACUCACUUAACUGGUGCUAUGUGAAGACUCUGCUAAUUUAGAUAUUCUAGAAUGUGAACUGAAUGGAUCCAAAAGCUUCAGAAAGAGGGUAGCAAAGAAAGAUCUAGUGCGAAUUUUUUUUAUAUCAUAUAGCUUAAGCUGAUUUAAAACAAAGGCCUUAGACUAAUUUUCGGUUUUCUUUCUUGAAAUAAGCUAAUGGCUUGUUUGUGUAAAGCUUUUUUAUUAAAAGAAAAAUUUAAAAAUCUUGUACCUAGCACAGUAUUGUUAUAGAAUUUACAUGUAACAUUUUAUAUGGUAGUUUAAGUCUGUCAGUUUCUUAAUUGUGGACAAAUUAACAGCUGGCUCUGGCCUUUUGCCGUAACAUGCCUAUGUUUCUCACUUAGCCCUGGUACCUGUGCAGACACAUUGGUUUCAGUUCUACUGUCAUUUGGAAAUUCAGGCUCAGCAUGAAUUUGUCAGGUAGCUCUAGUACCUGGUGUUUGUUUUCGUUCUCAUUCUUUUUUCUUUCCUUUUAUCUCUUUUCUCUUGCUCCUUUUCUUUUUUUAGUUGAAGUUUAAGAGGGAAAGUACCAGUGUUCAGAUUUGAACUAUAAUAGUUUGUAUAUUCAACAUUUGAAGUAUAUUCUAUUUUGUUGUACUCUUGUUUCAAAGUGUAUUCAAGUAGGUUUUCUGAAAUAUAGAAAUGAAAUUUA
Molecule: messenger RNA, 3259 nt
Organism: Nannospalax galili (Upper Galilee mountains blind mole rat)
Lineage: Eukaryota; Metazoa; Chordata; Mammalia; Rodentia; Spalacidae
Gene: Elf2
Product: E74 like ETS transcription factor 2
Exons: 7
Coding region: 673-2142 (489 amino acids)
Biological process (GO): regulation of transcription by RNA polymerase II; cell differentiation
Cellular component (GO): nucleus
Molecular function (GO): DNA-binding transcription factor activity, RNA polymerase II-specific; sequence-specific DNA binding
Source: RefSeq, a predicted model, not a curated record